UGACGUAGCGCUCGCACGCGUGUUCUAGCGUAGUUCACGCGGGUCACUUCGGCCGGGUCCGGGAAGCUAGGAGCUCGUUUUACCUGAGAUAGGCCGGACCUAGCGCUCCGGUCCUCCGCCCGUCGGCAAGAUGGUGAAGCCCAAGUACAAAGGACGGAGCACCAUCAACCCCUCGAAGGCCAGCACGAACCCGGAUCGAGUGCAGGGAGCAGGAGGCCAAAACAUGAGGGACCGGGCCACAAUCCGGCGCCUGAAUAUGUACAGGCAGAAGGAGCGCAGGAACAGUCGUGGUAAAGUGAUUAAGCCUCUGCAGUAUCAAUCAUCGGUGGCUUCUGGCACAGUGGCAAGAGUGGAGCCAAAUAUUAAAUGGUUUGGAAACACACGUGUGAUUAAGCAGUCAUCGUUACAGAAAUUUCAAGAGGAAAUGGAUACAGUUAUGAAGGAUCCUUACAAAGUUGUCAUGAAGCAGAGCAAGUUACCUAUGUCUCUUCUGCAUGAUCGAAUCCAGCCUCAUAACUCAAAGGUGCACAUUCUCGAUACUGAAAGCUUUGAAACUACAUUUGGCCCUAAGUCUCAGAGGAAGCGACCAAAUUUACCUGCCAGUGACAUGCAGUCUCUCGUAGCAAAUGCAGAAAUGUCCACUGGGAGCUAUGACCAGGGCAAGGAUCGCGACUUAGUGACUGAAGACACAGGUGUGAGUUUCCAGUUGCUCACUUUGGGUGCUUUCUUCUUUAGAAAUGAAGCCCAAGAAGAGAUCUAUAAAAAGGGACAGUCCAAAAGAAUAUGGGGUGAGCUCUACAAGGUGAUAGAUUCAUCAGAUGUCGUUGUUCAAGUUCUUGAUGCUAGAGAUCCAAUGGGUACCCGUUCCCCUCACAUCGAGACUUACUUGAAAAAGGAAAAGCCCUGGAAACACCUCAUAUUUGUUCUUAACAAAUGUGACCUUGUUCCAACCUGGGCAACAAAACGAUGGGUUGCUGUCCUCUCCCAGGAUUAUCCAACACUUGCUUUCCAUGCAAGUCUUACUAACCCCUUUGGAAAAGGAGCAUUUAUUCAGCUUCUACGGCAGUUUGGAAAGUUGCAUACUGACAAGAAACAGAUCAGUGUCGGGUUCAUUGGCUAUCCAAAUGUUGGCAAGAGCUCUGUGAUAAAUACAUUACGCUCCAAGAAAGUGUGUAACGUGGCCCCCAUUGCAGGUGAAACAAAGGUCUGGCAAUAUAUUACCUUGAUGCGUCGGAUAUUCCUUAUUGACUGUCCUGGCGUGGUUUACCCCUCUGAGGACUCAGAGACAGACAUUGUGCUGAAAGGAGUUGUUCAAGUUGAAAAGAUUAAGGCUCCCGAAGACCACAUUGGUGCUGUACUCGAACGAGCAAAACCAGAGUAUAUCAGCAAGACGUACAAGAUUGAUUCUUGGGAGAAUGCCGAGGACUUUCUUGAGAAGCUAGCUUUCCGGACAGGGAAAUUAUUAAAGGGCGGCGAGCCUGACUUGCAGACUGUGGGCAAGAUGGUUCUCAAUGACUGGCAAAGGGGCCGCAUUCCUUUCUUUGUCAAGCCACCCAAUGCAGACCCCCCUGAAGAGCCCUCUACAGCCCCCCAGCUUCCAUCGUCAUCAUCUUUGGAAACUGCCACUGAAACAACCCAGAACAACCCAGAAGAGGACAUCACAGAAACUGUAGGUGAAGCGUCAGAAUCUGUCUUCGAGGAGGAAAAAGGAGUGAACAGUCCCUGUGAUGCCAGCUCAGAGAUGCAGCAGAUCCUUGCGCGGGUUCGGCAGAACUUCGGCAAAAUCAACGUCGUACCUGAAUUCUCUGGGGAUGACCUGGUUCCUUUGGAGAUGUCAGAUAUAGAUGAGGAGCUAGAGAGCUCUGUAGAGGAGGAGGAGGAGGAACAGGAGCAACAGGGCGGCGAGGAGGAAGAGUGUUCAGAGUCCCGGGAAGAACACCAGGAAAAUGACACCAAGGCAGUGAUUAAAGCCCUGGAUGAAAAGAUCGCUAAAUAUCAGAAGUUUUUAAACAAAGCCAAAGCGAAAAAGUUCUCAGCAGUCAGAAUAUCCAAGGGACUAAGUGAAAUGGUUUUUGCAAAAUCUGAAGAGCAAAAAACAGCUGAAGAAGAUGUGGAAGAUACAGGUAGAGUUAAAUUAUUAAAUCAUUUAAAUGUGAUUGGCAUCUUUAGGAAAUCCAAACUAAAUCUUCAAAUUAUCUCUAAAUCUCAAAUGAUCACUUCCACACAAUUAUUUAUAUCUGGCAAAUUACCUUGGUUUCACAAUCUAUAAUACAAAUGGGAUUAUCUGGUUUUCAUUCUGCAUAUUUCUUAGGAUUAAAUUGAUAAUUCAGGAAACCCUCUUUAACAGGGUACAUGGUUAGCCUUACAGUUUAAGGGUGGGUCUGCAGGCAGACUUUAUUUUUGUGGUGGGCAAGGUGGUUCAUGCAUUUUUUAUUGCAUUGGACUAACAGUUUCUAAAUCAAGAGUGUGUUUUCAUGACAUGGAUGCACACCUUGCCAAAGCCUGUGGGGUGUCCCUUCUGGCCUGAUGCCCUCCUCUUCUCAUCCUGCUUCACUCUGCACUUUGCUGGCCAUACUCAUUCACUCUGGCUUUUUCCUUCUUCCAGCGCUUCAAGUUCCUUUCCAUCUUAGGAUUCAUAGGCACAUUUGUAACUUGUAUGUGUGUAUUCAAUGUUUAUAGCACCUGCCAAAAAGGGAAAGAAGAG
This is a messenger RNA of Pipistrellus kuhlii (Kuhl's pipistrelle), 2704 nucleotides long. RefSeq names its product G protein nucleolar 2 (gene GNL2). NCBI's taxonomy places the organism in Eukaryota, Metazoa, Chordata, Mammalia, Chiroptera, Vespertilionidae. The coding region runs from base 131 to 2269 and encodes 712 amino acids. The transcript has 15 exons. Gene Ontology annotation, molecular function: GTP binding. Gene Ontology annotation, cellular component: nucleolus. The record is from RefSeq and is a predicted model, not a curated record.